This is a messenger RNA of Olea europaea var. sylvestris, 2962 nucleotides long. RefSeq names its product endonuclease MutS2. Lineage: Eukaryota; Viridiplantae; Streptophyta; Magnoliopsida; Lamiales; Oleaceae. Gene Ontology annotation, biological process: mismatch repair; negative regulation of DNA recombination. Bases 108 to 2810 code for a protein of 900 amino acids. The record is from RefSeq and is a predicted model, not a curated record. The transcript is spliced from 5 exons. Gene Ontology annotation, molecular function: ATP-dependent DNA damage sensor activity; ATP hydrolysis activity; endonuclease activity.
AAACCUCAAAAUACCCAGUCUUUAAGGAGUCGCGUUGCAGUACUAUUGCCUACGAAGGAUUGCAGUGGAAAAAACUGCCAACUGAAAUUCACUCUGCUUCUCUUUCAAUGAAACUCUGCCACAGCCUCGUCACCUUGAGUGUAUCUCCGCCGUAUCGUAGUCUUUCUCGCCAUCCCAAAUCCCUCUCUUCCGAGUUACCAUCUCACCGGGUCAACGUCGCCGAAUCACUCCACUCCGAAACCCUCAAAAUCCUCGAAUGGCCCUCCGUGUGUACCCAGCUCGCCGCAUUUACCUCAACCUCAAUGGGACUCGCCGCAGCUCAAACAGCCCGAAUUCCUCUGGGGAAAUGCCCAGACGAUAGCAGGCGACUCCUGGCUCAGACCUCUGCCGCUGUGGAUAUCUCUCAGCCGUUGGAUUUCUCGGGAAUAGAGGAUGUUUCGGCUAUUGUUGAAACCUCGGUCGCUGGUGAAAUGCUAUCGACUCGUGAGCUUUGCUCGGUGCAACGGACACUAAGAGCGAUCAGAGCUUUGCUCGAACAGUUGGAGGAUAUUUCAGCGCAGAAUGAUUUAUCCAAAAGGUGCUCUCCUCUGCUUAAAAUUCUUCGGAAUUGCAAUUUUUUGACUGAAUUGGAGCGAAAGAUAGGCUUCUGUAUAGAUUGUAACUUUUCAGUGAUCCUUGACAGAGCCAGUGAGGAAUUGGAAAUCAUAAGGUUAGAAAGAAAAGGGAACAUGGAAAAUCUCGAAUCAACGCUGAAGCAGGUUUCUGCUCGAAUUUUUCAGGCUGGUGGAAUUGACCGACCGCUAGUAACCAAGCGUAGAUCAAGGAUGUGUGUUGCUAUUAGAGCUAACCGUAGAUCUUUGUUGCCUGGUGGAGUAGUUCUAGAUACUAGCAGCUCUGGGGCAACUUACUUUAUGGAACCUAGGGAGGCAAUUGAGUUGAACAAUCAGGAAGUGAGGCUCAUGAAUUCCGAAAGGUUAGAGGAGCAAGCUAUAAUGAGUUUACUUACUGCUGAAACUGCCCAGUCUGAGAGACAAAUUAAGUAUUUAUUGGAUAGAGUAUUGGAAGUAGAUCUCGCUUUUGCGAGAGCUGCUCAUGCUCGGUGGAUGAAUGGGGUAUGUCCAAAUUUUAUUGCAGAGGGUUAUGAGAAUUUAGAAAAUAACGCAUUAUCUGUAGACAUUGAUGGAAUAAAACAUCCUUUGCUGCUAGAGUCUUCGCUGAGAAAAUUUUCCGAUUUUAACAAAUCCAGUAGUUCACUGUCUUCAGAUCAGGAAAGUGGCAUUACAAACUCCAGAAUAGUUUCUGGUGCAUUUAGUUUUCCAGUGCCUGUUGACAUCAAAAUUGGACAUGAAGUAAAGGUGGUUGUGAUUUCCGGACCUAAUACAGGAGGCAAAACUGCUUCAAUGAAAACUCUUGGAUUGGCUUCAUUAAUGUCGAAAGCCGGCAUGUAUCUUCCUGCUGAAAACAAUCCACGAUUCCCAUGGUUUGAUCUUGUUCUUGCAGAUAUAGGUGAUCAUCAGUCUUUAGAACAAAGUCUCUCAACCUUCAGUGGGCAUAUAUCACGGAUUAAUAAAAUCUUGGAUGUGGCUUCUGAGAAUUCUCUUGUCCUUCUCGAUGAAAUUGGAAGUGGGACUGAUCCUUCAGAAGGUGUGGCUCUUUCAGCCAGCAUAUUGCAAUAUCUCAAGGAUAGAGUUAAGUUAGCUGUUGUAACAACCCACUAUGCAGAUUUAACUUGUCUGAAAGAAAAGGAUGCUCGGUUUGAGAAUGCAGCCAUGGAGUUUUCCUUGGAGAGUCUGCAGCCUACCUAUAGGAUUCUCUGGGGAAGCAUGGGUGAAUCAAAUGCCUUAACUAUUGCUGAAUCAAUUGGUUUUGACAGAAAAAUAAUUGAACGGGCAAAAUCUUGGGUGAAGAAGUUAACACCUGAAAAGAUGCCGAAGUUGAAUAGUGUUCUAUAUCAAUCACUAGUGGAAGAGAGAGACAGAUUAGAAACUCAAGAAAAAAGAGUUGUGUCCCUUCAUUCGGACGUAAUGAAAAUUUAUCAUGAGAUCCUCAAUGAGGCAGAAGAUCUUGAUGGACGUGAAGCAGCUCUUAAGGCAAAGGAAACCCAGCAGAUUCAACAGGAACUGGAAGUUGUGAAAACUGAGAUUGAUGCUAUAGUUGAAGAAUUUGGGAACCAACUAAGAACUACAAGUCGAGACCAAUUCAAUUCUCUUUUGAAGGUAUCGGAGUCUACCAUUGCGUCCAUUGUUGAAGCUCUUCGGCCUAGCAAUGAUGUUGAAGUUGAAGGCAGUUUUCAUACUCCACAGCUUGGAGAGCAGGUUCUUGUAAAGGGUUUAGGAAGUAAAUUGGCUACUGUAGUUGAAGCACCAGCAGAUGAUAAUACAGUCCUUGUCCAAUAUGGAAAAAUCAGAGUCCGUGCAAACACAAGCAGUAUAAAAGCUCCUUCUGAUGGUAAAGAUGCAAUGUCUUUGGUCCCACUCUCAAGAAGGAAGGGUUGGCGAACUAAGAAUCUGAAGAACUUAAGGAGUCUUUCAGAAACUAGAAAAGAUGAGGAGAUUCCUUUUGGCCCGGCUGUGCAGACAUCGAAGAACACGAUUGACUUAAGAGGUAUGCGAGUCGAGGAAGCUACUCACCAUGUCAGCAUGGCUAUCAAUGAAAGAGGGUCUAAUUCAGUUCUCUUUAUUAUACAUGGAAUGGGCACUGGUGUUUUGAAGGAGCGUGUAAUUCAAUUAUUAAGAGACCAUCCUCGUAUUGCCAAAUUUGAACAGGAAAGUCCAAUGAAUUAUGGUUGUACUAUUGCUUAUAUCAAGUAAAUGUGCUUCUGCAUCCAGUUGUAACACGAGUUACAAUUUUGUUUAUGUUCAGAUAACUUGAACAAUUGUGUAGCAUCUUUUUCUCGUGUAAUCUAUAAUGUCAAUAUUUGUUAAUUUUUUGUAGAAUUUAUUACCAUUUGAUUUUAUGCAUA